Messenger RNA from Dendrobium catenatum, 5779 nucleotides. RefSeq names its product nuclear-pore anchor. Gene Ontology annotation, cellular component: nuclear pore. The transcript is spliced from 43 exons. The coding region runs from base 1 to 5571 and encodes 1856 amino acids. Gene Ontology annotation, molecular function: structural constituent of nuclear pore. Lineage: Eukaryota; Viridiplantae; Streptophyta; Magnoliopsida; Asparagales; Orchidaceae. The record is from RefSeq and is a predicted model, not a curated record. Gene Ontology annotation, biological process: protein import into nucleus; mRNA export from nucleus.
AUGUCCGCAUCAGUGGGGCUUUUUAAACCUGAGAGGCAGCCUCGCCUCGACGACCGCCCUUUUAAAGGCAUUGGUCAACCAUGGCUCCUCUUUCCUUCCUCGCUUGAUCGGUGGGCUAUAGUCAUCAUUACUUUUCUAGGUGUGAGUGUGGUCAACAAUAGGUACAGUGGCGACUGGCCUUUGAGAGUGUCUCUGGCGAGCUCUCGAAUCCCGACAAGUGGUGUAUUCCAUGUUGUCCAUGAUUCUUGCGAAGGUUGCUCGUCAAUUUCAACUCUGCUGUCACAGGAGGUCACUGAUUUGAAAAUAAAGUUAGAAAAAUGUGAAGCUGAACUUGAAAAAACCAGGAAAGCUAAUGAAUCGAGCCUUCUUCCAUUGUCAAUUUUAUCUGUUGGCUCACACGUGGAAGCGCUGGUAACCAGUGAAGCUGGAUGUGAUGUCAGCCAGAUGCUUGUCCCUAGGAUAGCAGCAGGUGUUUCUGGAACUGCAUUGGCUGCUUCAUUGCUUCGUGAUGGUUGGAGUCUUACUAAAAUGUAUGAGAAAUAUCAAGAAGCUUCAGAUGCUCUACGACAUGAGAAAUGGGGUCGAAAACAUGCAGAAGCAAUAUUGGAUCGGGUUCUACAUGAGAUUGAGCAGAAGGCUGAAAUGAUUUUAGAAGAGCGAGCUGAGCAUGAGAGAAUGAUAGAAGCAUAUACUGCAAUGAAUGAAAAAUUGCAGCAGGCGCUUGUGGAGCAUGAUAGUUAUGAAAACACUACAAAGAAAUUGAUGGCUGAUUUGAGGCGGCAUGAGCGAGAAUGUUCUAUUGCGCAAAAAGAAAUAAAUGAUCUCCAAAAGCAAGUAACGGUUUUACUUAAGGAAUGCCAAGAUAUUCAACUUCGCUGCGGAGGUAAUCCACCGAUACCGAUGGAAGAUGCUUUGACCACUAUUUCUGCAGUUACCGGUGAUCUAAUUAGUGUUGACACGGUUAUUUCUGAACACAUUUUGACUUUCAAGGACAUAAAUGAACUAGUUGAACAAAAUGUUAAACUUCGAAGCCUUGUGCAUAGACUUUCUACUGAUGAGGAGAAAAAGGAAGCAGAAUUGAGGUAUAAUUUCCAAGUUGAACUUCAAAGAGUGGCUGAUGACGCAUCAACUAAGGUUGAGGUUGUCCUAAAAAGAUCUGAGGAACAAGCAAGCAUGAUAGAGUCUCUUCAUAGUUCAGUUGCGAUGUAUAAAAGAUUGUAUGAAGAGGAACAUAAAUUCCGGACUUCAAGCUAUGCAUCUACGACAGCUGUUUCAGAUGAAGGCAAGAAAGAGCUCAUGCUUUUAUUUGAAGGUUCACAGGAAAUUUCCAAGAAAGCAUAUGAGCAACUCUCUAGUCGUGCCAGAAUACUGGAAGAAGAUGUAGCAAGAUUGAGUACAGAGCUUAUUUCAGCACGAGCAGAGCGUGAUAAAAUGUCUCUAGAAGCUAAUUUUUCUAAGGAGAGGCUAGAUAGCUUCAUGAAGGAAUUUGACAAUCAGAGAGUGGAAACCAAUGGAGUUUCUGCUAGAAAUAUGGAACUGACACACUUGCUCAUUGAUUAUCAAAAGAGACUUCGUGAAAGUUCAGCUUCUUUGCAAGCCUCUGAAGAGAAUUCACGGAAGCUAUCUAUGGAGGUAUCAAUUUUAAAACAUGAAAGAGAAAUAUUGGCGAGUUCUGAGAAAAGAACUUCUGAAGAGAUUCAGACUUUUAUGGAAAGAGUGCAUCGCCUUCAGACAAGUCUGGAUACCAUUCAAAGUGCUGAAGAAAUUCGUGAGAUUGCUAGAGUUACUGAGAGGAGGAAACAAGAUGAUUAUUUCAAACGACUUGAAAGUGAUUGGGCAGAAGCUAAGAGAGAACUUCAGGAGGAGAGGGAUCGUGUUCGUAUUCUGACAGUUGAGAAGGAAAGAGCACUUGAAACUUCCAUGAGCCAAGUGGAAGAUAUAAGAAAAGAGCUAGCCAAUGCUUGGUUUUCUGUUUCUACUGCUGAAUCUAGAGCAGCAGUGGCUGAGGCUCGAUGUUCUGAUCUUGAGGCAAAAAUCAAAAGUACUGGAAAACAGGCAAGCACUGAGGUUGGCAAUCAUGAACACUCAGGGUUUUCUACGAAUGAGAUAUCUGAAGAGUUAUGGAAAGCAAGGGAGGAGCUGGAGAAAGUUAAAGAUGAAGCUCGUGCUAGCAAAGAGUACAUGAUGCAGUACAAAGAAAUGGCUCGCACAAAUGAAAUUGCGUUAAAGCAAUUAGAAUUGGCACAUGAAGGUUACAAGUCCGAGACUGUCAAAAUGAGGAAGGUGCUUGAGGAUGAAGUUCAAUCUCUAAAAAACCAGGUUUCUGAGCUUGAAAGAAAGUAUAUGUUGAAAUGUGAAGAAGCUGCCUCUGCCACUGAAGCCAAAGAAAAAGCUCUUUCUUCUGCAAUGGUUGAAACUUCAAGAUUGAGGGAUGAAGUUGCUGAAAAAUUAACGAAGUUCAGAGAGUUGGAAAUUCAAGUAUCUUCACUGCAAGAUCAUUUGGAUAAAGAACAAAAGCGGUGGCGUAUUGCCCAGGACAACUAUGAAAGACAGGUAAUCCUUCAAUCUGAGACCAUUCAGGAAUUGACAAAUACUUCGAGGGAACUUUCUCUUAAGCAAGCAGAAAUCUCAACGUUACGUGAGCUACUGGAUGCUCAAAAAUCUGAAAAUGAUCUUAUGAAGUUAUCAUGGGAAACAGAAAAGUCUGAACUACAACAGACGAAGAGUGUGGCAGAAAGGAAAUUCAAUGAAAUGCAUGAACAGAAUAAAAUUUUGCACAACCGAUUGGAAGCAUUGCAUGUUAGGCUGGCUGAGAAAGAGCAUAAUUCUGUUGGGCUUUCGGCAGUUAGUUCACAAGGAGAUGGUGACCUCCAGACGGUUAUAAGUUAUCUGAGAAGGUCCAAAGAAAUAGCUGAAACUGAAAUAACCUUGCUGAAACAAGAAAAACUGAGGCUGCAAUCCAAAGUAGAUGGUGCUCUAAAGGCCUCUGAAUCUGCACAAGCUUUGCUUCAUUCUCAGCUUGAGAAUUCCAGAGAACUUAUGUUAAAAGAUGAGGAAUUCAAGUCUCUUCAGCUUCAGGUGAGAGAAAUUAAUUUGCUCCGGGAAAGUAAUGUACAGCUUCGGGAAGAGAGCAAGCAUAACUUUGAAGAAUGUCAGAAACUCCGUGAAGAGGCUCAGAAAGCUAAAGCAGAUGCUGAUAAAUUGGAAAAUCUUUUAAAGCAGAAGCAAAUUGAAGUUGACGGCUUUCAAAAAGAUGCGGAGUUUCUGAAGAUUGACAUCAAUAAACUGAACAAUAGAAAUGCUGAGAUGCUUGAAAGUUGCAAGAAUAUAAACAUUAAUGAGCACGAAAAGAUUAAGGAUGAGCUCGAACAAGUUAAGAAUACUUUAGUUCAGAAGCAGGAAUUAAUAAUGAAGUUGGAGCAAGACCUUACUAAUUGCCACGAGGAAUUAUCUGAAAGAGAGAAAAAGUUUAAUGAUGCUCAAAAUGUUGAGGCAAACCUUAAACUGGAAUUUGAUAAACAAAAAAAGCUUCUACAUGGUUCGAAGAGCAAAAAUCUUUUAAUAUCGAAGGAGAAGGAGGAACUGAACUCUAAGAAACAAGCACUGACAAAGGAGAUUGAGGAUCUGAAAAUCAUAAACCAAUCAAUAAUGAAAGAGAAGGAGGAACUGAACUCUAGAAACCAAGUAUUGACCAAGGAAAAGGAGGAUUUCAGCAGUAAAACUCAAGCCACAGCAAAGGAGAAGGAUGAGUUCAUGUCCAAAAUCCAAGCGUUAGCAAAGGAGAAAGAGGAGCUGAACUCCAAAAAUCAAGCAAUUCUGAAGCAAAUUGAAGACUUUAAAUCUGGAAGGAAUGUUUUUGGUGAGAGUGAGCAAGCCAAACAAUUACAAGAAAAGGACACCAGGAUACAGACCUUGGAGAAAACUUUGGAGCGGCUGAGGGAUGACAAUCGGAAUGAGCGGCUAACAAGGAGGAAGAAUGAGACAAUGAUGGUAGAUAUUACCAACAAAAUUAACAUGAAUAAACAAAAAGUCGAAGAUGAACUACAGAAGCACAAGAGUGCCAUUUCUAUUGUAUUAGAGAAAACUGGAAUGUUAGCUUCCCAGCUUCCUUCAGGGAGUUCCUUGGAUGAACUAACUGUAGCAUACUUUCAGUCUGUUAGUUCUUUUGAAGCAGCAAAAAAUUCAUUCCUUAAUGAUGUUGAGGGACCCCAAUGCUCCCCUGCAAUUGCAUCAACUUCAGAUAAUUCUGCUGCUCCUACAGGUCAGAAGGCUCAAACUCAGCAAACUAAACUGCCAAGACCCAAGUCCAAAUUUACUGAAGAAAGAGAAAAAGAAUCAACUGUAGGCAAAACAAAUGUUGAAGCGCGCAAGCUAGGCAGAAGGUUUGUGCGUCCUAGUCUUGAAAAGCCCGAAGAACUGACAACUGAUACUGAAGUCACUGUAAUGGAAACUUCUAGCGCUUCCGAGGGGAAACAUAAUUCAUCUAUUGAAAAUGAAGUAAUUGGGGACAUUUCUAUUGCCCAACCAACAAUUGUUCGGAAACGUCAUGCCCCUUCUGAGCCAGAGAUACUGGAAGGAUCUACGGUACAAGAUGAAAUUAAUAUUGCUGCUCCACCUCCCUAUAAGAGGACAAAAGAAUCAGAGAUAUCUGAGAUCUCUGAAGCUUACGAUAUUCCCCAGUCAUCUGAAAAUCCCGACACAACACCACUGGAAAGAAUGCCACCAUCUGAAGUUCCUGAAUUUCAAAUAUCACAAACUAAGGAAGAGUUGGAACUUGAUAAUUUGCCUUCAUCCUCAAAUGAGGGUAAUCUCAACAUGGGAAAGGAAGAUGAGGAUAACGUCCCUGUGAAUGAAGAAGCAGAAGAGCAGCAAAAGGAAUACUUUGAUGUUGCAAAUCCAGAAGAGCUUCAAUUUGAAGGUGAUAUAAUAAUUGAGGAGUUGUCAGACGCCCUUGAUCAAGCCCCAAAGAACGAAGACAUAAAGGACAUUUUGUAUUCUGCAACUGAAGGUGAAGGGGGGGACAAGGAGGAAGGUGAGUUAAUGGCGGAUGAACCUGAGCAACAGCCAGAUGACCUUUUAUCUGAUGAAGGCCAGCAUGGUUUCAGUAUUGGGGAAGGAGCUGGCAGCGGUGAUGAAGCCGACGAUGCUGUCGAGAUUGCGUCUCCAAACAAUGAGCAAGGUGCUCAUGAUUCUGUUGAUACAAGCCUGGUAACUGAUGCUGAAGAUGUUGCUGAAGAUCCUGAGAAGCGUAAUAGUAGUAGCAUCAUUGAUCAAGCCACACUUGGUUCCGAACAAAGCGCGGAAAUAUCAACAGGAGUACGUGAUGAGACCCCAACCACUUUUCAACCAUUGGCCCUGAACGCUUCUGCUGAGACAGGAGAAUCUCAGCAGGCAAGAAGUUCGAGAACCAUAUCAAUUUCUGAGGCCGCAAAGAAGAAUGCUCAAAUUAGACAAGCAAGAUUGGCAGUGCCGCAACAACAGCAACCGCAACAGCAGCAACAGCAAAAACCACCAUCCAGAGGACGAUCUACCUACAGGAGAGACAGAGGCCGCGGACGUGGAGGACGUUGAUAGUCUUUUGCAGGGCUUUCGUAGAAAGGAAAAUCGUGUGCUCUCAAAAAUGACGAAGUAAUAACUUACCCAGUAUUGCCAUAAGUGUACUCUCUAAAUAUAUUUAGCUUUCACAUUAUUAUGCUAGAUUGUUUUAAGAUUACAAGUAAUUUUAACGUUUAAAGCAUUAUACUAUUCCGUGAAUGCAGUCGAUGGAUACUUGCUUCUC